Penicillium brevicompactum is the source of this 918-nucleotide messenger RNA. Its product is annotated as BAR domain-containing protein. Gene Ontology annotation, cellular component: cytoplasm. NCBI's taxonomy places the organism in Eukaryota, Fungi, Ascomycota, Eurotiomycetes, Eurotiales, Aspergillaceae. Gene Ontology annotation, molecular function: protein binding. The transcript is spliced from 5 exons. The record is from RefSeq and is a predicted model, not a curated record. Bases 1 to 918 code for a protein of 305 amino acids.
AUGGAUCGAGUGCAGGCAUUCGGAAAGAACUUCAGUGCGAGCUUCACGCCUUUUGCGCAGCGUACCCAGCAGAUGAUCAAGGAACAGCUUGGACAAGCCGAAGACAAGACCCAACUCCCCGAUGAAUACAUCGAGCUCGAGAAGCGCGUCGAUGCGCUCAAGCUUGUCCACCAGAAGCUCCUGCAAGUGACCUCGCAAUACUCCAACGAGGCCUACGAUUACCCUCCCAACAUCCGCGAGUCUUUCAAUGACCUUGGCCGCACCAUCAACGAGAAGGUUCAGCUUUUGUCGCAGGCUGGCUCGCCCGCUGAGGCACAAGCCGCCUUGACUGCUCCUCCUUCCGCGAAGCCGCAGCCCAAGACCUUCAACCAUGCCAUCGCCCGCGCUUCCCUCGCCGGCUCGCAGACCCUUGCGCAGAGCACUGAGGGUGAGGACCCUCUCGCCAAUGCGUUGGAGAAGUAUGCUCUGGCCGAGGAGAAGGUCGGCGAGGCCCGUCUCGCUCAGGAUGCUCAGAUCCAGUCCCGCUUCCUGGCCGGCUGGAACACCACCCUCAACACCAACCUCAUGUUCGCCGCUAAGGCGCGCAAGAAUGUCGAGAAUGCCCGUCUGAUGUUGGACUCCGUGAAGGCUAGCAAGAAGGCCGGCGCCCACGGUGAUCUGGACAACCUGAGCGAGGACGCCCGCGCGGAGAUUGAGCAGGCAGAGGACGAGUUUGUUGGUCAGACCGAGGAGGCCGUGAGCGUAAUGAAGAACGUCCUUGAUACCCCCGAACCCCUGCGCAACCUGGCAGAUCUGAUCGCUGCUCAACUUGAAUUCCACAAGAAGUCAUAUGAAAUUCUCAGCGAGCUUGCCCCGACCGUCGAUGCGCUGCAGGUCGAGCAGGAGGCUAGUUACCGCAAGAUCCGUGAGGGUGCCUAA